CGAGGUUGCUUUUUCGCUCUCAUUUCCUGCAACUUUCCUUCCCUCAUGAAAAAAAUAAUCAAAAUCACAAUCCCCUCACACCUAUAUAUCUCAUGAUGCCACUUUGGACAACCAUUUCAAUUUCUCUCAGCAGUUUCUGCAAAUGGAAUCAACAUGCGUGGAUACUUCACUCAAUCUUAAUGUUGUUCCUUCUUUGCACAUGGCUGAUAAUUUGGUUGAAGAGUUGCAUCGUUUAAAUUGUGAGAAUAAGAGACUGACUGAGAAGUUGACUCACUUGUGCGAGAGCUAUCAGGCUAUGCAAAAGCAAUUGAGCAAAUUGAUGAACACAAAUUUUGAACAAGACCCAACACAAUCACGGAAGAGAAAAGCUGAUGAGACUGAAAGUUGUAUCAACAUGUUUUGUGUUAGAGGAAACAUUAACACUGAGUGCAGCAGCACCAUAAAUGAUGAGGAUUCGUCAUUCAAAAGGCACAAGGAUAAUAUUAUCACCUCGCCUAAGUUUUCCAAGGUUCUUGUGAAGACGGAAGCAUCUAAUACUAGCUUAUAUGUGAUGGAUGGAUAUCAGUGGAGGAAAUAUGGUCAGAAGGUCACCAGAGAUAACCCCUCUCCUAGAGCUUAUUUCAGAUGCUCCUUUGCCCCAAGAUGCCCGGUGAAAAAAAAGGUGCAAAGAAGCUUAGAAGACCCUACUAUACUUGUUGCAACUUAUGAAGGAGAGCACAACCAUGGUCAUGAGCGAGCUGAAUUAUCAAUGGUCUCAAACCAAAAAGAUGGACCUGUAGGGUCAGUUAAUGUUUCCUCAUCAGCUACACCCAUUAUUGGGAGUACUACAGGCCCAACUAUAAGGCUUGACUUGGUCCAAUCAGGAUUGGUUGAGAGUGCCCAAAAGUCUUCUAUCGAGAAGUUUUUGGUUCAACAAAUGGCUACUUCUUUGACAAGAGAUCCCAAUUUCACAACAGCACUUGCCACUGCCAUUUCAGGAAGAAUUCUAGACCAGACUUCUGUGGCCAAGUGGUGAAUUAUAACACUGGGGUAUUGCGUUGAACAUGGAUUAUGUUAUUUUUUAUUGGUUCUUUUUAGAAAUGCUGCUGAGUCAAAUUAAUAUAUGGCGAGCACGAAUGUAUAUAGAAUAUUAAAAUGAAGAAAGCUAAUUGAAAUUUCCUCUUUAGGGAAAUAAAGUUGAGCAACAUUUUUUUUCCUG
Messenger RNA from Gastrolobium bilobum, 1198 nucleotides. Its product is annotated as probable WRKY transcription factor 40. The record is from RefSeq and is a predicted model, not a curated record. Gene Ontology annotation, biological process: regulation of DNA-templated transcription. NCBI's taxonomy places the organism in Eukaryota, Viridiplantae, Streptophyta, Magnoliopsida, Fabales, Fabaceae. Gene Ontology annotation, molecular function: DNA-binding transcription factor activity; sequence-specific DNA binding. The transcript has 4 exons. The coding region runs from base 143 to 1015 and encodes 290 amino acids.